UUUUGCUACAUAGUUCUAGCGGUAUAUAUUUAUUAAAUAAUAAUGUUAUAUAUAUUCUCUCACUAACUUUAUGCUUUACAAGUAAACAUUAACGUUCUUUAGUAAUACAUUUGAAUGCAUAUGAAAAAUUACUUUAACAGAAGUAUUUUUACAAAAAAACAUGAAUUCAGACGAUUCAUAUUCAAUACGAAUAGUUACGUUAGACUCUUACAUGAGUUCUCCAAUUCAAGGACUUGACCCUAUGUAUUCGGAAUUUAGGGGGGCUUCAAUAAGCCAAGUACCUGUUUUACGAUUAUUUGGAUCUAUUCCCACAGGGGAAAAAAUUUGUAUACAUAUCCAUGGUGUAUUUCCAUAUUUAUAUAUUCCUUAUGAUGGCACUCAAGAUGUGAAUAGUCAGAUAUACAGAAUAGCAGCUAGUAUUGACAAGGCAGUCAAUAUAUCCCUCAAUCAAGCUACUUCAAAUACACAACAUGUUUACAAGAUAACUCUUGUACAAGGAAUACCUAUGUAUGGUUAUCACAAUAAAAAACACCAGUUUUUCAAAAUUUAUCUCUACAAUCCUAUACUUAUACGAAAAGUCACUGCUCUAUUAAUGAAUGAAACCACUUUAGGAACUUUAUAUCAACCCCAUGAAGCACAUUUGAAUUUUACUUUACAGUUUAUGAUAGAUUAUAAUUUACAUGGUAUGAGCAAUAUGAUACUGUCAAAAAUGAAGUAUCGGCAGGAUUCUAAAGAAAGUAAUAUUGAUCCGGAAUUACUGCUACCUCCGUCUGUCAGUAAAAUGACAAUUUGUUACUUAGAAGGAGACUGCCUUGCAGAAGAUAUUUUAAAUAGGGAAGAGGUGGCUUCUGGAAAUAUAGGAGCAAAUCCAGGUAUAUCUGCUCUAUGGGCUGACGAACAACAAAGGAGAAGAAAUAAAGGGUUAGACUCACAGAUAAAUCAUCUCUUAGAGUUAGAAAGAACUAAUUUACCUCCAACUAAUUCUCAUUUAGUUUACAAACAAGCCUUAUUGGAUCGACUUGCAGUUUUUUCAAAUGAAAAGAAUGUGAUAGAUAAACUUAAUUCUUCAGUAUAUCCAGCUGAAACUCCUCCUAACUGUCAUAUCCAAAAUGCGUCUUUAAUAGAUUCACAAACUGCUAACUCUAGUGACAGCUCUCUACUUCCUUCUAAUUUAGAUGAAACUCUUGGACCAGCAGAAUUAAGUAGUAUGAGCAUAACAUUUGAUGAAGAUGCUCAACAAUUGUUACAAGUUUUGAAUGAUUUGGAGGAACAAGUGAAUGAGAAAAUUGAAGAAGAUUCCAUUUUAACUCAAUUAACAAAAGAUGAUGAAGAGGAAAAAGAAAUGGAAGAAAAUGAAUUGGAUUUUAGCAUAUGGCUGGAAACUGCAACCACACCAACAAAAAUUAUACAGAAAAAUGAUGAUGAAGAAAUCAGUGAUGAUGAUUUGUUGAAUGUGACUUUAAUUCCACAAAUGGAUGGUUGUUGUGAUGAAAUUGGUGAGGAAACCAAAAACGCUUCACUGCUUCAUAAAAAAGUUAACCAAGAUGAUAUGUGUCAAGUAAAUAAGUCCACUAAGCAUUUAAAAAAAGUAGUUUUCAUCAAGGUAGUUAAAAUAGGACGAGACAUGCCAGAUUUGAACGAAAUCAUUUAUCCCGCUGAAAUGUUACUGCCCAAAAACAGUUUGUCAACACCGAUUUCGAAUGAGAAAAAAAAGACCGUAGUUCCGAAAUUGACCAGUGCCGUACGCGUAAAAAAACCUGCGCGGGUCAAUAAUAGAAUUAGCCUUGUGAAGCGGAAAAGAUAUAGAAAAAUAAUAUAUGGUCGAUAUUUGACGAGAAGGGAAUUAAAAGAGUUAAAAGAAAGAUUAAAGAAGAAAUCAUUGGAGGAAAUAAGACUGUUUGAGUAUAGAAUAAAUAAACUAAAGCGACAAGAUCAAUUGGCUGCUAUGAUGAGAAGGUUGCAUAAGAAGGAAAAUGAAUUGUUACUGUUUUUGGAGAAAAAUCAUCAACCCAAAUUUAGAGUUACAACCAAAGAAAAACUCAGAUCUUUGAUGUCUAUAAAAGAAAUCGAUCCUGUCAAAACGAGUAGAGUCAAAGUAUUAAGUGAUAUAAUUGUGAAGAUAGCAAACUACGUCGAACCAACUUUAUAUUUAACAAUGAAAUGUCCGAAAUCCAAGUGCUACAUUUAUAAUUAUUAUAAUAGUAACGUUUUCCCUAUAGUUACAAAAAUACCGCCAAGCAUUAGCCGGCAUCCUGAUAAACCGAAAUAUAAGAAUUUUAUUAAGAGAGUUAACAAGCACUGUCUUACAAUUACAAAUGAACAAAUAACCGCAACGAAGGAACAAAAAACUCCUGUUAAGGAAAUCGAAGUCUAUAAUGAAGAGAACAUUUAUAAAGCCGAAGAAAAUAACGAUCCAUUUAUAUUUUCCGAUAAAUAUUUAACAAAUAUUAAAGAUCCUGAUAUGCUAAUUGAUAUUCGACGAAAAAGUGAUGAUGAUAUUUUAAAAAUGGCUGAAUAUCUUAGAGAUCAUUUAAAAAAGCAUAUUCGAUUUUUAUCAUCUCCUACUCUUAGACACGAAAUAGAGUUUUCUUCUGAAAAAGAACGUAGUAUUUCUUUAAGAAAUAUCACGUGUUUGAAUACUAAGAAAGAAAAUUUGAAACUGUUUUAUGAAAAUAAUAAUUAUGAAACUGAUUCUAACAAAAAUGAUUGCAUAAUAAAUGGAAAACGUAAUAACCUUACUUGCGAAAAAACUGGUAAAUAUAAACUUAAUGAGAGUGAUAAAAAAUAUUCGAAAAAUAAUAUAAAAAAUAAUGGAUCAGCGAAACAUAAUGAUAUGGAUAUUAUAGAAAAUAAACAGGAUGAUAUUAGUAAGAAAACUAGACAAAAUGCAGUUAAAGAGCCCCUCAGAAGGUCAACUAGAAUUAAAAAUCUAAUCUCAUUGGAUGGUACCGUAGAUAGCGAAUCGUCUUCUUCUUCUUCUUCUUCUGAAGAAGAAAAAGAACAGAAAGGGAGGAAACGUAGUUUGAGAACACCUAGCAGAGCAUCUAGGUACAAAGCAUUACCGAUCACAUUGGAGAAAUCUCCAAAAUCAUUAAGUGAUAAAGAUACAAUGCCAGCUGUCAAAGAUCUGGUGUCGUUUGCUGAAAACACCAAAACGGAGACGCCUCCAAUAAGUAAAUUAAGUCAAAACCCAGUCUGCGAUAUGAAAGUCAAACGUCAAUUGUUCGAAAAAUCCGCCAAUCCUCUGUUAAAUAAAACCGUAGUCGAAGAAAAGUUAGUUUGUGGCUAUUCGCCGACUACCGCCGGUGUAGAAAAUAUUUGCGACGCGACCAAUAUAUUAACUUCAAACUUUGUCCACAAUGAAUCUAUUUUGGAAGACGUUUCGAAUUCCAGUACAAUAUUUAGUACAGAUAGUGAACCUCGUGAACAAACGUGCCUUAAUUCUGAAAUUAGAUCCAACGUUGACCUUACCAUCGCCGAAAAAUACGACGAGACUACCAAUUAUAAAGCUAAAGAAGGUUGUUCUAAAUUCUUAACUCAAAUAUCUCAAAAUUUGACUAGUAGUUCUAGUUCCGAUUAUCUAACACCUUAUCAAGUACUAAAUCUUAACAACACUACUACAAACAUUCAGGUAACUGAAGAAAUCGUAAAGGAUAUUUGUUCACAAGGAAGUUACAAAACUUUAGAAGAAAGUUUUAGAGAAAAUUCACAGCUUAUUACCAUAGUUCCAAAGUUUUCAGCACCGACGAGGGAAGAAGUUUUAAGAACUUUAGACGCUCAUAAAAUUCCUCACGUUUCAAAUCAAUCGCCUUACUACAGUAACGUAGAGGAUGUAACUGGAAGCGUGGAAGUAGGAUUUAACACGUUAAAAAUUAAAAGUAAAACUACAGCUCAUUUGGCAGACUUUGAAUCGCAGACUGAUUCUUUAAAUACGUUCAGAAAAGCUAGAGUAGAACAACUACCGUCCAAUGUUAAAUUAACCAAAACAAAUAUGGAAAAUAUGAUGCUGAGUUAUUGUAAAAAUACGGAUUGCAUUAUAACGCCCGUUAAAACACCGCCGGACUCAGAAACGAUAAAAGCAUGGCUAGCGCGAAAAUAUAAAAAGACUUGUACUCCAGAGCAUAGAACUCAACGAAUAAAAAUACGCCUUCCGACAAGCCCCGGUGCAAAAAGCGAUGACGAAACUCUUGAUGUAUCUUUAACCUUAUCUCCUCUAACACCGAAGAGUUCGCAAGCCAAUUCAUCGAGAUCUGCAAGCCCGAUUUUCGGCGACGAAUGUAAAAAGCGAAAAAAAGAAAUACGUAAAAAAAUUCUUUCGAAAUCUUUAAGAAACUCCCUUUCCCUAUCGCAAGAAAAUUCAAUAAAUAAUUCCGGUGAGAUCUCGGGCGUUACGGUACAGCACAGUUAUCUGAACAGAUCGGUGCAAAAUUUGCAAAACGCCAGGGCGAUCGUUGAACACUUAAAUCUAACCGUACUAGUCAUGGAGCUUCAUAUUCGUACUAGGGCUGACUUAAAGCCCGAUCCUGUUUACGACUCCAUGAGGGCUAUAUUUUAUUCCAUAUUGCACGAUGUACCUGAACCUAACCUUAAAGGCAGAAACCGAAAGGGCGUGAUAGCUAUUAAUUCCAUACCUUCUAGUCCAGGGGCGAAUAGCGUCCCUAUUUUAAAUGGUAUUGGCAUCGACUGUGAUAUUACUUACGUAGAUUCCGAAGAUAAUUUAAUUAAAGAGUUUCUCAAAGUUAUAAAUUACUGGGAUCCUGAUAUUUACGCUGGAUACGAGAUAGAACUGUUAUCUUGGGGUUAUUUGAUACAAAGAGGUUACGUACUAGGUAUAAAUAUGAAACCUCUCUUAGGAAGAAUAAGGCUAGAGCAUAACAGACAAAGAGAAGAUAGACAAAGAGAUGACGAUUCUUUAAACGAACUUAAACUACCCGGAAGAAUCGUGUUAGACGUGUGGCGUCUCAUGAAAUACGAAAUAGCUUUACAAAGUUACACUUUCGAGUCUGUAUCGUAUCACAUUUUGCAAAAACGUUUACCUUAUUAUUCGUUUAAAGAUUUAUCUUUUUGGUGGGACCAUAGAACCCAAUUAUACAGGCAUAGAACGGCGAAAUAUUACAUCACGAGGGUAGUAACGAUUUUGGAUCUGUUCGAUAAGUUGGACUUUUUAGGAAGAACCAGCGAGUUGGCUAGGUUGUUCGGUAUCCUCUUUUUCGAAGUACUAUCUAGAGGAAGUCAAUUUAGAGUGGAAUCAAUGAUGCUGCGCCUCGCCAAACCUCUUAACUUUGUAGCCGUAUCGCCCAAUGUCCAACAGAGGGCGCAUAUGAAAGCUCCCGAAUAUAUAGCGCUCGUUCUGGAACCGGAGUCCAAACUGUACGAUGAUCCUGUUAUAGUUUUAGAUUUUCAAAGUCUUUACCCUUCAAUUAUUAUCGCUUAUAACUAUUGUUUUACCACUUGCGUUGGACGAGUCGAAUCUUUAGGAAAAAGCGGCCCAUUUGAAUUUGGUGCUACUCAACUCAUGGUUUCAAGGAAUCAGCUCAAGAAACUGCUUGAAAGGAAUCAAUUGAAUUUUUCGCCUUGCGGAGUUGGUUUCGUUAAAAAAGAAGUUCGUGACGGUAUAAUGCCCAGAAUGUUGAGAGAAAUCCUGGAUACGAGGCUGAUGGUGAAAAAUUCUAUGAAAGAGAAUAAAAACGAUAAAAUUCUACAAAGGGUACUUCAUAGCAGACAGUUGGGUUUAAAAUUGAUAGCCAAUGUGACCUAUGGGUAUACGGCAGCGAAUUUCAGUGGUAGAAUGCCAGCUGUAGAACUUGGAGAUAGUGUAGUCAGUAAAGGACGAGAAACUUUACAACGAGCUAUAGCGAUGGUGGAUAGCACUCCAGAAUGGGGAGCCAGAGUGGUUUACGGAGAUACCGAUUCACUGUUCGUCUUAGUACCAGGUAGAACGAGAGAACGCGCUUUUGAAGUAGGAAAACAGAUCGCCGAAGCCGUCACUAACGACAAUCCGGACCCGAUCAAAUUGAAACUCGAAAAAGUUUACCAACCCUGUAUAUUACAAACGAAAAAGCGGUACGUUGGGUACAUGUACGAGAGUCCUGAUCAAAAAGAUCCUGUUUACGAGGCCAAAGGUAUCGAGACGGUUCGGAGAGAUGGCUGUCCGGCAGUUAGUAAG
This is a messenger RNA of Psylliodes chrysocephalus, 6166 nucleotides long. The record is from the annotation of a GenBank genome assembly. Lineage: Eukaryota; Metazoa; Arthropoda; Insecta; Coleoptera; Chrysomelidae.